ACUACGGAUUUUCACCGAAGAAAGUGGAUCGAAAAUUAAACAAAAAGUGGCUAUUGAGCGAAGCUUAAAUAUGACGCGAGGAAGACACAAGAAGAUGUUAAUAUUACUUGUUAUCUCCAUGGCGGUAGUAUUUGCGGAGCCUGAACCUUCGGAAGAACUUUACAGUAGAUUCGCAAAAACUAGAGAUGAAGACAAGUGUUAUGAUGACACUGGAAAGCCACAGAGGUGUAUACCACCUUUCGAGAACGCAGCGUUCAGCGUGACGAUGGAAGCAACGAACACGUGUGGGCAGGACAGGCCAACAGAGUUUUGUAAACAGACUGGCGUUCAAAAGAAGUCCUGCGAGAUAUGUCGGCCCGGCGAUCAUCCGGCCAUGUUCCUUACCGAUCACGAUAACAAUGACAAUGCGACCUGGUGGCAGUCCGAAACAAUGUUCGAGGGCAUCGAAUAUCCGAACCAAGUUAAUCUCACUCUUCACUUAGGUAAGACGUUCGACAUAACGUACGUCAGAGUGCUUUUCGAGUCACCGCGUCCGGAAAGCUGGGGCAUCUACAAAAGGAGAAACGAGGACUCGUCAUGGGAGGCUUAUCAGUUUUAUUCUGCGUCUUGCAGAGACAAUUACGGUCUGCCGGACUUGAAGGAGACCGUGAGAGGUGACGACACGAGGGUGCUGUGCACCUCGGAGUAUUCCGAUAUAUCACCCUUGACAAAGGGUACGGUUGCGUUCUCCACGCUGGAGGGUCGACCUUCCGCUUACUACUUCGAAACAAAUGCGGCGUUGCAGGAUUGGGUUCAAGCUAUAGACUUAAGAAUUACUCUGGAUAGACUGAACACAUUUGGUGACGAAGUGUUUGGCGAUGAUCAGGUAUUGAAAUCCUACUACUAUGCGAUCGCUGACGUCGCCGUUGGUGCACGUUGUGCCUGCAAUGGCCACGCGGGGGAAUGUGUAAACAGUACCAGCGUGGAUGGAAGAACUCGCAGAGUAUGUAGAUGUGAACACAAUACCGCGGGACCCGAUUGCAAUGAAUGUUUGCCAUUUUUCAACGAUGCACCUUGGGGACGGGCUACCACUACAGAUGCGCAUGAAUGUAAACCUUGCAGCUGCAACGGAUAUUCGGAGAGAUGCUACUUCGAUAAGGAACUGUAUAAGGCGACUGGCCACGGUGGUCAUUGCCUGGAUUGCCGAGCGAAUCGUGAUGGCGCGAAUUGCGAACGUUGCCGGGAGAACUAUUACCAGCGUCCAGAAGACAAUUACUGUGUUGCCUGCAACUGCAACGAAAUUGGUUCUAGAAGUUUGCAAUGCAACACAGAAGGGAAAUGUCAGUGUAAACCUGGCGUGACAGGAGACAAAUGCGAUCGUUGUGCGGCUAAUUACUACAACUUCGGUUCAUACGGUUGUACGUCCUGCGAAUGUGACACAGCUGGUUCAUUUGCGAACACACCAAAUUGUGAUCCUGUCAGCGGCACUUGCCGCUGUAAAGAAAACGUUGAAGGAAAACGUUGUCGAGUAUGUCGACCAGGGUAUUUCAAUCUUGCAACAGAGAAUGAAUUCGGUUGUACGCCAUGCUUUUGUUACGGACACUCGUCGGUGUGCAGACCAGCAACUGGCUAUUCCAAGCUUGUGAUCGAGAGUAUGUUUGUGAGAGCAGCCGAACGCUGGACAGCUACCGUUGCUGGAAACCCGAUACCGCUUCAUUAUGAUCCCCUUACUCAAACGAUAUCUGCUACGGCAUUGGACCGAGACAACGUUUAUUUCGUUGCCCCUGACAGAUUCCUUGGUGAUCAACGAGCGUCCUACAAUCAAGAUUUAUCAUUUACGUUGAGAAUUGGGGAGGCUGGUCCUGCGCCUACAGCUCGGGAUAUAAUACUCGAAGGAGGAAAUGGCGAACAGAUAACACAACCGAUCUUCGGGCAGAGCAAUCGUUUACCCACCGUGACGCCGCAAGUGUACCACUUUAAACUUCAUGAGCAUCAUAAAUACGGCUGGGAACCACAUUUGCCUGCUCGAGCCUUCAUGUCCAUCUUGUCUAAUCUAACUGCUAUAAAAAUUCGUGGAACCUACACUCAUCAAGGUAGAGGUUUUUUGGAUGACGUCAAGUUGGAAACAGCACACCGGGGGGCGGCAGGUGAUCCUGCCGAUUGGGUAGAGCAUUGUCAAUGCCCCCACGGCUACGUGGGUCAGUUUUGUGAAUCAUGUGCACCUGGAUUCCACCACGACCCGCCAAACGGUGGUCCUUUCGUUCUUUGUGUUCCAUGCAAUUGUAACGGUCACGCAGAUAUUUGUGAAGCUGAAACUGGUCAGUGUAUUUGUCAGCAUAACACGGCGGGUAGCAACUGCGAAUUGUGUAGACGCGGAUAUUACGGCCAUCCGUUAAAGGGCACACCCGACGAUUGCAAACCGUGUCCUUGCCCUGACAAUGGGCCGUGUAUAUUGCUUGGCAAUAAUCCGGACCCCAUUUGCUCCGAAUGUCCAUUGGGUAGGACGGGACCCAGGUGUGAAACGUGCUCGGACGGAUACUUUGGAAAUCCCGAGAAGGGCAUAGCUUGCAGACCUUGCGACUGUAACAACAAUAUCGACUUGAACGCUGUUCGAAAUUGCAAUCACGAGUCUGGCGAAUGUCUGAAAUGCGUGAAUAAUACGGCUGGUUUUCAUUGCGAGGAGUGUCUUCCCGGCUAUUACGGAGAAGCGCUGUCCGAUCGGAAAGAAGACGGAUGCAAGCUGUGUCAGUGCUAUCCACCGGGCACGGUCGAACUUGACGAUGGUAGAGUAGCACCCUGUGAACAAUUGACAGGCCAAUGUAAAUGCAAACCGCACGUAGUCGGUCGCAACUGUGACAAAUGCGAGGAAGGGUAUUAUCACAUAUUGAGUGGGGAAGGAUGCGCACCAUGCAACUGCGAUCCAGAAGGUUCCUACAAUCGUACAUGCAAUCCCAUUAACGGCCAAUGCGAAUGCAGACCUGGCGUUACCGGCCAACGUUGUGACGCCUGUCUUCCGUAUCAGUAUGGUUUCAGCAGAGAAGGAUGCAAGCCUUGCGAUUGCGACAACAUCGGCUCGCAGGAUUUACAGUGCGAUGCCAAUGGGCAGUGUCCGUGUCUUACAAAUGUCGAAGGACGAAGAUGCGAUCGUUGCAAAGAAAACAAGUACAACAGACAGAAUGGUUGCGUCGAUUGUCCAGAUUGUUAUAAUCUCGUUCAAGAUGCUGCCGACGCUCAUAGAGAACGUUUGACUGAACUGGAGAACACGCUCAAAAAAAUUAACAGUAGCCCGACUGUUAUAAAAGACACGGACUUUGAAAAGGAAUUGCAGAAUAUUCAGACCAAAGUGAAAAAUCUCCUGAAGAUUGCGAAACAGGGAUCUGGCAGCGAGAACAAAACAUUGGUAGAACAAUUGGAUGAGUUGCGCGAUCAGUUGAACGAAAUUAGCGAUGUCUCGCAAACAGUGGUCUUGACUGCUUCCGAGGCACAGAAAACCACUUCUGAAGGAUUGAUGAGCAUCGACGAAGCAGAAAAAGUGCUCGACAGGAUUCAUGCUCAGUUAACCGACGCAGAAGAUUAUUUGGCCACGGACGGGGCAACUGCUUUGGCUGAUGCAAAGUCCCGCGCGGAACAAGUCGGUCAACAGAACAAACAGAUGACUGGAAUCGCACAAGAAGCACGCGUAUUGGCAGACUCAAAUGUCGACGAAGCUAUGAAAAUUCAUACCCUGGCGGAACAAGCUCGGAAUACAACUAUAGAGGCUUACAAUCUUGCAAAGAAGGCUAUAUCAAAAUAUUCUAACCUGACCGAGGACAUUAGAGGCUUGGAAAAUAAGUUGGAAUUACUAGAGCACCGCAUGAACGAGGUGAAAAAUCUUACCAGCAUAGCGGCCACUAAAUCGUCGUUUGUGUCUAAGGAGGCGAUAGAUUUAUUGAUUCUAGAUUUGACGCUCCCAACCAUUGACAUCGAGCAGUUACGAAAUCAAGUCGAUAAUGUCAAUGCCGAGGGAUUGCGAUUAAAAGAGCAAGCACAAUUGUUAUUAGAUCGUCAUGAAAGUCUGAUUAACGAAAUGGUAGAGAAAGUAAAGAAAAGCGAGGAAUUAAUUGAAAGAGCGCAGGAUCAGCAGGCAGCGACUGCUGAACUCUUGGCGGAAUUGGACGGAGCCAAUGAAAAAGCGAAUGAUGCUGUAAAACGAGGCGAUCAGACUUUGAAAGAAGCUCAAGAAACAUUGAAGAAAUUAAGUGAAUUUGAUGCCGAAGUACAGCGUGAACGUAUCAAGGCACAAGAAGCUCUGAAAGAUCUUAAAGACAUCGAGACCAUGAUUAUAGACACGACAGAGCUAGCUGUACGAGCUGAAGAAAUAUUACGUGGAUCUGAAGAUAACGCCAAAUAUACUCGUAAGGUGGCCCAAAAUGCUCAGACAUAUGCACAGGAGGCUAGUGCAAAGGCAAAUGCUAUUAGAACUGAAGCAAACAAGACUAAAAUAGAAGCACUUCGUGUUGGAAAUGAAGCUGAGAAGCUGCACCUCAGAGUUGACACUACAGACUCCAUGAUGAAACAGUACGAAAUUCAAAUUGGCCAGGACACAAAUAUCACAGCGGAAGCAUACCAUAAAGUUGGUCAAGCGAAGAACAAUGUAACAUUAGCAUCGCAACAAGUGGAUAAAGCUUUAGACGAAGUAGCGGAAAUUAUAAAGGAGCUUGAAAAUCUGCCAGAAAUAGACGACGCUGAUUUAAAUCGUUUGGAAGAACGUCUGGUGGCAGCUGAAAAAGAGAUUGCUGCCGCAAAUUUGGAUCAAAGAAUCCGGUCGUUAACUGACGCAAAGAAUUUGCAGACACAAUGGGUGAAGAAUUAUGAAAACGAAGUUAGCAGAUUAAGAAUGGAAGUUGAAAAUAUUAGCGACAUAAGAAAAGUUUUGCCAAAAAGGUGUCACAAGCAUGUACGAUUGGAACCAUAA
Molecule: messenger RNA, 4933 nt
Organism: Dufourea novaeangliae
Lineage: Eukaryota; Metazoa; Arthropoda; Insecta; Hymenoptera; Halictidae
Gene: LanB2
Product: laminin subunit gamma-1
Exons: 14
Coding region: 71-4933 (1620 amino acids)
Source: RefSeq, a predicted model, not a curated record